UCUUGAAUGUAGGUGCACAAAGGGUGAACACGAGUGUCCCUCAUCUUCAGCCACAAUGUCUCCUCAUUUCUUCCUGAACUGCAUUCUUCUGACCUUGCUUACAGGCCCCACAGUGUCAGGAUCACUCGUGACAGGAGAGGUUGGACAGAACAUCACCGUGCCCUGCUUUUACACAGUUAACGUGAAAAGCAGCACCACAUCGAUGUGCUGGGGUCGUGGCCUCUGCCCUGCUUCCAAAUGCUCCCAGCCUAUUAUCUGGACAGAUGGCUGGAAAGUGACAGAUCAGUACCACAGCAGGUACAUGCUGAGGGGGAACCUGCACGAGGGCGACGUGUCCCUCACGAUCAUAAACGCCGAGGAAGCAGACAGCGGGGCCUACUGCUGCCGCGUGGAGAUCCCAGGAUGGUUCAACGAUAAGCUAACAAAUCUUCAGGUUGUGAUCAAGAAAGCCAGGAUCUCUACUGUAAGUCCUCACACUUACACCUCUACACAGACCUCAGCUCCUGGGAGUGCCAGUGAAGCAUCCUUUACUGUGGAAACGUGGCCAUCAGUUUCUUCUUCAGAAACUCCUCAGACUGCCUCUGGUCCCCACUUGAGCACCUCAGACUACUCAGAAGUAACCUCAAGCCUGCAGAAUGCGUCCAUACCAGUUCAUAGUCAGCAGCAUUCAGAAGGGGCAGUUUAUAUCAGCGCUGGAGUGUGCGUGGUAUUUCUAGUCAUCCUCGUUUUGGGUCUGUUGCUCGGUAGACGAUAUUUACAUAAUAUGAAGAAGAUGAGUAACUUUGCAAACUCUGUUGCAUUUUGGAAACCAAAACAUGCAGGGAACCGAAGUGCCCUGGAAGUUGAGAUCCAUGCAGAGGAAAACAUUUAUACAAUACACUAAGGACUGGAUGCAUGUGUGCCUUUGUCAUCACUGGGACAUUAAAAAUUUUGCAAAAUGUUGGCUGCUCCCUCUGCUCUGCAGUUAAAUGUGACCAGGCUUCUGAAGCAUCAUUCACAUCAUUCUAAUACUGCAAAUAAAAGCUACAAUUCUAAUUAAAACCUUUAUCGGCCUGUUCCAGAGACAGGAAUCCUAGUGGCUUGAAUGGAAAUUUCCAGAAACAAUAAAUAAAUUUACCAGAUACU
This is a messenger RNA of Cygnus atratus (black swan), 1125 nucleotides long. RefSeq names its product hepatitis A virus cellular receptor 2-like. NCBI's taxonomy places the organism in Eukaryota, Metazoa, Chordata, Aves, Anseriformes, Anatidae. The transcript has 8 exons. The coding region runs from base 56 to 883 and encodes 275 amino acids. The record is from RefSeq and is a predicted model, not a curated record.